AUGGGUCGGAGGAUUCAGCAGCUGGCCGCCGUGUUGCUGUUGGCGGCGGCCGUCGUCGCCGCCGUGGCCGCCGCCAGGGACGAACCAAGAAGAGGCAGCCAAUGGGACACGGUGAUGUCCAUGCUUAACUGCAGGAGCGACUCGUCGUUGAUCCCUAGCUACAUCUGCAGCGUGAUUGGCAAGAGCCGCUGGGGCUGGGGGUCGGAUGACCCCGACGAGUACACGGCACCGCCGGCGGCGGAGGAGGAUCCGUCGCCGGCGGCGCGGCGGCGGCGGCCGGUGAUGACGACGUUGAACCUGACCAAGUACCUGGACCCGCUGCCGCAGAUGGCCAGGAUCCAAGGGUACGACCUGUGGAACGGCAUUAUUCCCGUGCCGACCAACCUCACCAUCGGCAUGUACCAGAAGACUUGGAAAUUCCACAGCCAGAUGAACGAGACGCCGGUGUUCGUAUACGGGCAGUCGCUGGAGACGGCGACGUUCCCAGGGCCGACCAUCGUGGCGCGGCAGGGCGUGUGGCUCGACGUCAAGUGGGAGAACCACCUCCCCGACGCCCACAUCCUCCCGUGGGACCCCUCCGUACCCGUCGCCAAAGCCACGAAAGGCGGCGUCCCCACCGUCGUCCACCUCCACGGCGGCGCCCACCCGCCGGAGUAUGACGGCAGCGCCUUCGCCUGGUUCACCCGUGACUUCAACGAGACGGGCCCAGCGUGGACGCGGACCACCUACCGCUACCCCAACGUGCAGGCGCCGGGCAACCUGUGGUACCACGACCACGCCCUCGGCCUCACCCGCGCCAGCCUCCUCGCCGGUCUCCUCGCCGCCUACAUCAUCGAGAAGCCAGAGAUCGAGAUCCCCAUGAACCUCCCCUCCGGCGAAUUCGACCUCCACCUCGUCAUCGCCGACCGCGAAUUCUACGAGAAUGGCUCCAUCUUCAUGAACACAACAGGCACGUUGCCCGACAUCCACCCGCAGUGGCAGCCGGAGUACUUCGGCAUGACCAUGACCGUCAACGGCAAGGCAUGGCCUUACCUCAACGUCCAUCGCCGCCGCUAUCGCCUCCGCAUCCUCAACGCCUGCAAUGCGCGCUACCUCGACAUCAGGUUCUCCAACGGCCUCCCCUUCCACGUCAUUGCCGCCGACUCCUCCUACCUCUUCGCGCCGGUCACUGUGUCCCACCUCGUCCUCUCACCGGCCGAGAUCUUCGACGUCGUCGUCGACUUUUCCCUCGCGCCGACGGCCACCGAGAUCGAGCUGCUCAACUCGGCGCCCUACCCGUAUGGGCUGAACGGCACCGCCCCAGACCCGAAUCUCGAUGGCAAGGUGAUGAAGUUCAACGUUGCCCCCUACGGACAGCUCGACGACACGCCAGACAACUCCAAGGUGCCAGAACACGGCGUGCCGUACGCAAACGUGUCUGCACUCCCGCCGACGAUGAUGACGAGGUACAUCGUCCUGUACGAGAAUAUGACCACAGACAACAAGACGAUGAAUCUGUACAUCAACGGGCUCCGCCUAGAGGACCCGGUGACGGAGACGCCAAGGUCGGGGACGACGGAGCUGUGGCACGUGAUCAACCUCACCGGUGACAACCACCCGCUGCACGUCCACCUCGGCACGCUCCAGGCCAUCCAGAUGAGGGAGCUCAUCGACCCCCUCACCUUCAAGGACUGCAUGAUCAAGAACAACAACACGAACACGUGCAACCUCCUCCAGCACGCCGUCGGCGCCACGUUGCCGGUGCCAGAGGAGGAGAAGACGUGGAAGAACGUGGUGAAGGUGCCGCCGAACUUCGUGACGUCGGUGGUGGUGGCGUUCUUGCUCGUGGAGACCAACCAGUUCUACCCCUUCGACGCCACCACCGAGCCAGGGUUCGUCUACCAUUGCCACAUCCUGGAUCACGAGGACAACGCUAUGAUCAGGCCACUCAAGCUGACGAAAUGGUGACCACGACACACUCGAUCUACUGCGCCUGGUGAUU
This is a messenger RNA of Oryza brachyantha (malo sina), 1981 nucleotides long. RefSeq names its product multicopper oxidase LPR1 homolog 5-like. Gene Ontology annotation, molecular function: copper ion binding; oxidoreductase activity. The record is from RefSeq and is a predicted model, not a curated record. Bases 1 to 1947 code for a protein of 648 amino acids. The transcript is spliced from 3 exons. NCBI's taxonomy places the organism in Eukaryota, Viridiplantae, Streptophyta, Magnoliopsida, Poales, Poaceae.